CGGGCGGGGGAGUCCCCGAGACGCCCGGGCAGGGCCGCAUUUAAGGAGCGGCGUCGGAGCGCGGGAGCCUCGUCACCGCGCCUGCAGCCGCCACCAUGCCCGUCAAAGGAGGCACCAAGUGCAUCAAGUACCUGCUCUUCGGCUUCAACUUCAUCUUCUGGCUUGCAGGGACAGCAGUUCUUGCAAUUGGACUAUGGCUUCACUUUGAUUCACAGACCAAAAGCGUCUUUGAACUGGAAUCUGACACAAAGUUUUACACAGGUGUUUACAUCCUUAUUGGAGCUGGUGCACUUAUGAUGCUGGUUGGUUUCUUGGGAUGUUGUGGUGCAUCACAGGAAUCUCAGUGUAUGCUUGGCCUGUUCUUCUUCUUCCUUUUUGUGAUUUUUGCCCUUGAAAUUGCUGCUGGGAUCUGGGGAUUUUCAAAUAAAGAAAAGAUUAUUGAUGAGUUAAAGGAGUUCUACAUGGACACCUAUAGAAAGAGAACUCAAUCAAGUGCCAGAGACACCCUGAAGGCAUUUCAGUUUGCUCUAAACUGCUGUGGCAUUACUGGAGCUUUGGAGCAGCAGUUCAUGGACACCUGUCCAGCAAAGACGCUGUCUGAGUCGUUCUCUGUCAAGUCCUGCCCUGCUGCCAUUGAUGAAGUCUUCAAAUCCAAAUUCAACGUGAUUGGAGCAGUUGGCCUUGGCAUUGCUGUAAUGAUGAUUGUUGGCAUGAUAUUCAGUAUGAUUCUGUGCUGUGCCAUCCGCAGGGAAAGAGAGAUGGUCUAAGAGCUGCAAACCCAAGAUUCCUGCACUAUAAAAAUCCCCAUCAUUAACUUUAGAGUUCUGAGAGCAUUUCUAAAAUGUUAUAUAUUUGUUACCUUUUUAAUGCUUUAUUUGGUACUGAUGUAGGUUUGCUUUUUAUGUUACAGGUUAAAAUGAUAAAGGUUUAUCUGACUCAAGACAAACAUUGUACAUAAAAUAUCUUUCUUGAAACUUACAUAAUCUGGAUGUAAUUUAUGUUGGACACAAUUUGAUACUUAAUAAAGAGUAAGAUGUAUUGUUUGUGGGAGA
Messenger RNA from Corvus hawaiiensis (hawaiian crow), 1052 nucleotides. It is a transcript of the gene CD9, whose product is annotated as CD9 molecule. Lineage: Eukaryota; Metazoa; Chordata; Aves; Passeriformes; Corvidae. Bases 96 to 767 code for a protein of 223 amino acids. Gene Ontology annotation, cellular component: membrane. The record is from RefSeq and is a predicted model, not a curated record. The transcript is spliced from 8 exons.